Schistosoma turkestanicum is the source of this 1765-nucleotide messenger RNA. The record is from the annotation of a GenBank genome assembly. Lineage: Eukaryota; Metazoa; Platyhelminthes; Trematoda; Strigeidida; Schistosomatidae.
CGUCAUUGAAAUAUUUUAGACGGUUAUAUAUAAAUAUAUCUUGACGCAAUACUUACUUAGAUAUUCACACAUUCAUGCAUAGCAUUGGCUUACAAUUAAAUUUAUUUUUCAUUUUUACUUUUAGUUUAAUCAACUGGGAAGUAAGUGCCCAGUCAACAGCUAAUGGACCAUAUCCAUUGGUGAUGAUACCUGGGACAGCUGGUUGUCAAGCUUUCGCUGUAUUAAAGAAUGAUCCCGACCAUAAAGCCUUGCCUGUAUGGUUAAAUCUGAAAUUGUUUGCAUUUAUAAAACAUUUUACUGAGUAUUUUAAAUUACAAUAUGAUCCGAAAACCGGUCACAGUUAUGAUGCCGAAGGUGUUGAUAUUAUUUUUCCAGGAUGGGGUGAAACAUGGUCAAUCGAGAAUCUAGAUGAAACACCGAAUAUGUUUUCUGAAUAUUUUGGUUCAUUGGUUAAUGUUCUUAGAAAAGAUCCGUUUUAUGUAUCAAACUUUACGAUGAGAGGUACACCAUAUGAUUUUAGGAAAGCUCCUAAUGAAAAUGGUGAAUUUUUUGAUAAAUUAAAAGCUUUGAUUGAGGAAACUUAUGAAAAUGCCAAACAAAGACCUAUUGUUCUAUUACCACAUAGUAUGGGAUGCUUAUAUGCUCAGUGGUUUUUGAAAAAAUGCGACAUUUGGUGGAAAAAGAAGUACAUCAAAUCGUUGGUGUUUUCCAGUUGUCCAUUUGGGGGUUCUGUGAAAACAGUGAAGAUUGAAGCUAGUGGUGAUAACUUUGGAGUGUUUCUACGUAGUCCAUUAAGUUUUCGACACGUUCAACGUUCUAUGCCAUCUCUUCCAUUCUUAUUUCCUGAUCCACGUUUAUGGCCAUCAUCGGAGCCACUUAUUAUCACGCCUACAACUAACUAUAGUUCAGCUGAUUAUGAACGUUUCUUCAAUGAUAUAAAUUACACUAUCGGCUACCAAAUGUGGAAAGAUACUCACAACCUUGUUGAUGGAUUAGAAAUGCCUACUGGUGUUGAUGAUAUCCAUUGCAUUCACGGUUCCAAUUUAUCCACUACCGAAAAAAUUGCUUAUUCUGCACCCAGUUUAUUUUAUAAUGGUUUUCCGGAUCAAGUACCUUUAUUAAUUCCUGGUAACGGAGAUGGGACAGUCGGUAUACGAAGUUUAGAAUACUGCAAAAAUUGGCUCGGAAUUAAACAUCAUAUAUUACCUGGAGCUGAGCAUGUUCGUAUUCUUAGUGAUACAAGACAUAUUAACAUCAUUCUCAAAAUUCUUAAUACAAAUGUAACUUAUAGGUAAAAAUCAGAUUAUGAUGCCAGAGGAUAUUUUAUUGAAUUAUAUGAGAAAUAUAUCAUAUUAAGUCAAUAAACUUUGAAAAACAUGGUAAAAAGUACUAUUAAUACUGAGCAGCUGUUUUUGUGUACCAUCAAUUGUUUUCUUUAAAAAAUGAUACAGUUUGCUGUACUUUUCAUUCCUAUUGUGAACAGACUAACACUCUAUAGGACUGGCAUCUUUCCUACGAAGUGGGAUGAGGAAUAAAAAGUAAUCUUGUGAUCGGUUUGGUUUUAUUUUCUGAUCAUAUGAUUCAACUUGCUGAUAUGGCCAUCGUUUAGGAAACACUCACUAUUUUUUAUUGCCAUCUGAUCAGUUUAGUUUCAGGAGUAAUGAAAAACUUCCAUUGAACGAUUCACUAUGUAGCAGCAUAAAAAAUUCUCAGUCGGUUGAGCCAUUUGUAAAAAUGUAAUUCUUAGGUAUCCAUACCCUUAUUA